This is a messenger RNA of Funneliformis geosporum, 621 nucleotides long. Lineage: Eukaryota; Fungi; Glomeromycota; Glomeromycetes; Glomerales; Glomeraceae. The record is from the annotation of a GenBank genome assembly.
AUGACGGAAGCCGUGAUUAACAACCUUUCUAAUAAUAAUACAUCUGGGUUCUUUUUGAUUUCAAAAAAACAAGAUGAUUAUGAUAACUUACUUAAACAAUAUUCUUUUGUACUUUAUGGCUUUGAGGAAGAUCCUUCAUCGCCUGACAGGUCUCUUUAUGAGAAAUCAUCAGAAUUUCCAGAUACGUUCACUAAAUUUGAUGUGAAAUCACCAACUGACUCAACUCUCCAGAGUGAUCGAAAGGUAUCACUUGAGUGUAAACCUAACCUAAAUAUGGGGGAGCUACAUUUGAAUUUUACUGCGGAUCAUUGUGAUAUGACGACGUUUUUAUCAAGAAAUAUCGAAAAUGGUGACGGCUCAAAUACGUUUUGUAGACAUCCUAAACAUGUUAAAUAUUUGGAUUCUGGUUUGAUAAAUGGAAAUAUUGCUUUAAUUAAAAUUCCAAAACGCCUUGCUCAAAUUGUUAAUGUUUAUCAUAAAACGUUAAUUUGUAAACAAUGUUUAAAGCAAAUUGAUAAGGAUCCGGAGUAUACGAAACACCCACAAUAUGAAUCCCCAAGGAACAUUCGUAAGCAAAGAGAAUUGAAGAAUCUUAAUAUCACUAUUGUUGGUUAUGAUUAG